Messenger RNA from Cordyceps militaris CM01, 540 nucleotides. RefSeq lists its product as uncharacterized. Lineage: Eukaryota; Fungi; Ascomycota; Sordariomycetes; Hypocreales; Cordycipitaceae. Bases 1 to 540 code for a protein of 179 amino acids. The transcript has a single exon. The record is from RefSeq and is a predicted model, not a curated record.
AUGUACCCGUCAUUUGAAGAGCUGCGGAGCGAAAGGCAAAGAAUAGUAUUCUCCAACCACUUUAAACGACUAUGCUGGCCCCUUCGAGGCACGUUCCCAACCGCGUUGUCGGUUAUGGCGACGGCGCGUGGCGCCUUGGACGAGAUGGAGCCCCUGCAGCGCCAAGAUGGAAGUUGGCAUGAGAUUGCCACGCUGUCGCUAACGGAACCUAAGGUCUCGUCUGUCAAUGCUUCGGUUUUCAUACUAAAUCAGUACGAGGCUGAUUGGGUGGUGAUGCACGAGUACCACGAGACUGCUGAAUAUGUGACGUACGGGGACCUGGAUGACGAGACGCGGCCGUUUGGUGAGCAGCAAGAGGAUGGUACCUGGGAGGCCGACGCAGAUACAGAGUACCUCGCGAGAUGCUGUGGCCAGGACAGACCAGUACGCAAGAAAGAUUUAAAGGUACAGGUAAAGGCCACUAGCAACAAAUUCCUAACAAUACAGGACUACGUGUCUGGUGUGUUAAGGCCUAUAUUAAAUUGUGUCAAGGCUAAUUAG